Messenger RNA from Ectocarpus siliculosus, 1017 nucleotides. The record is from the annotation of a GenBank genome assembly. NCBI's taxonomy places the organism in Eukaryota, Phaeophyceae, Ectocarpales, Ectocarpaceae.
AUGGCAUGGAGGUCGAUCUCCACUCCUGUGGUCGCUGCCACCCUGCUCGGAGCUGUGAUCGCCCUUACCCUCCUCAGCAAGCCGGCUCCCCCCCGCCAGACAAAGGCAGAGAAACGGAACUCAAGGCGACAGGGGAGAAAACGAGGUCGAACUGCCACGUCCAAGCGCACGAGAUCGAAACGCAAGCAAACCGCGGAGAUGUUGAUAAACGAGAUCGGCAUUGAUGAGUUCAAGAAGAUGGUCCUCAAGGACAAGCUAGAGAAAGAAGAACAACAGGAGCGAAUGAGGGCGGCGAUGGAUGACCCCAACUCCUUGCGGCUGGUGAUAGACCUCAAUUGGGCGGAGAGCGCCUCCGGUAAAGAGCUGUCUAGCCUCGUGAAGCAGCUCUGUUACGUCUACAGCCGCGCCAGAGCCAGCUCGAUGCCUCCCAGGCUCACUCUCACCUCCUACCAAGGCAGAGCGGCUGCAGCUCUAGAAAGCGCCGGGGCCAAGAGCUGGCUGGUCGACCGCAACCCUCUAGGCGUCUUUACGGUGUUCGAGUCGGCCGAAAUCAUCUACCUCAGCCCCGACGCAGAGGAGCCCUUGGACCAAGUCCUCGAUAUCAACGUCUACGUCGUUGGGGGCAUCGUGGAUCGGAAUCUCAGCAAGGGGCUCACCCUCGGGGCCGCGGAGGGCGCAAGGGCGCGGACGGUGCGGCUGCCGUUCGACGAGUACUUGCCCGAGAUUCCUCACGGCGAUCGAGUCUUGACGGUCUGCGCCUGCGUCGGGGUGCUGAUGGGCGUACGUGCGGGAGAGGGAUGGCGAGACGCGCUGCAGAAGAGCGUGCCACGGAGGGGGGUAGAGAAAGCCGCGCGGCGGGCGCGGGGGGGGGCGUGGCGAGGGACCGUGGUAGAGGCCGUGGGUGCGGGACAGUCUGGAUGGGGGGUGGUAGGGAACUUUGGUGCUGGUCUUGAGAGGAAAGCUGAAGGAGGUGUUGACGUCGCCGAGGUGAAAGCUGGCGCCGGGUCGAGUAAAUAG